This is a messenger RNA of Uranotaenia lowii, 4231 nucleotides long. Its product is annotated as retinoblastoma-like protein 2. Gene Ontology annotation, biological process: negative regulation of G1/S transition of mitotic cell cycle; cell differentiation; regulation of transcription by RNA polymerase II. Gene Ontology annotation, molecular function: RNA polymerase II transcription regulatory region sequence-specific DNA binding. NCBI's taxonomy places the organism in Eukaryota, Metazoa, Arthropoda, Insecta, Diptera, Culicidae. Bases 264 to 3215 code for a protein of 983 amino acids. The transcript is spliced from 9 exons. The record is from RefSeq and is a predicted model, not a curated record. Gene Ontology annotation, cellular component: nucleus; transcription regulator complex; chromatin.
AGCGGAGCCAGCAAAUCACUCGCUUCUCGUUUCUAGUGCCGUCGAGACACGGAUUAGGUCAGGUCCCCGCGUUUCGCGAUAUUCCAGUGUAUCCGGUGUUCCAGUUUACAGUGUUUUUCUGCAGCAACAUUUGUGACUUCCCUUGGGUGCACAUUUCAAAGUGGCUUCAUUUCUUAGCUGGUGUUUACCUCCUAUUUGAAGCUGGGUUACAUUAUUACUUGGUUUCCGAAUCAUCGAGUCUCGGAAUCAUUGGAAGAGCCAAAAUGACUAAUCAAGCGGACGAAGAGGCGCUCCGUACUGAACAUCGGGCCAUCUGCGAGCAGCUCAACACCGAUGUCUCGACGGAGGAACGGUCCUGGAGUGCCUUUCGGGACAUCCGGAGCAACUACACUUUGGAGGGUGACCCUCUGCACUGGCUAUGCUGCUCGCUUUACGUGGCUUGUCGACAAACGGUCACGCCGACCGUUGGCAACACCAAUUCCGUCCUACAGGGAAACUGUGUUUCCUUGACACGCUUACUUCGGCUGUGUAACAUAAAGUUCAUCGAGUUCGACAGCAAAAUCUCUCAGUGGAUCGAAAUGGCUUCACUGCCGGAAAACCAGCGCACGGCCAUAAAUAAUCUGCAGCACAGCUUUACCGUUUCGAUGUCCAUCUACGUCAAGUACUGCGAAAUUUUCCCGCUUAUUUUCCUUGCACCCAAUACGGAUGAACCCAAGCGAGGCAAAAAAUCGAAACCUGUUCCUUGUAGCCCGAAUCGGCUGUUUGAGUUUAUUUGGACCCUUUUCAUCUGCGCCAAGGCUGAGUAUCCAGAGCAGAGUGGAGAUUUGGUUUCGUCCUACAAUAUGCUUCUGUGCUGUUUGAACAUGCUAUACGCCAAUGCGAUUGCCGAUGGAAGAAAAGAUAUCGUUAACCCAACAUUCGAAGGCAUUCCGGAAGGAUUCAUGUCCGGUAACAUCCCGGAACAGCCGGUUUGUGUAAUCGAAGCUCUUUGUGACGAAGGCUGCGGCUCAAAUGUGCUGAACACCUUGAACACUAGCUGGAAGGACGUAAUCGAAAAGUUCUUCCAGACAAACGUACUGAAAGGCGAUCAGAAUAGUUUCACAGAUCUGACAACUGUCGGUAACUUCGAUGACAAUUUGAAGUCCCUUAACAGCUUGUAUGAUACUUUUAUACUGAGCUGUGGAGAAUUUGACGAGCGCAUAGCUUUGGUUCAGAAGUUGGAUUCCCCAUUCUUGGCCAGGUUCCAUAACCAACAGCUGAAUCCAAUUGGAACGCCGGAGAAGAUCCCUCUUUGCCAGCAGACGCCACUCACUGGACGUGCCCGAAUCAUUAGUAAUGCAGAGUGCAAUAAUUUUACUCCAAUCUCAACCGCAAAUGCCUCGGUUAACAAAUUACGCAUGAAACUAACCGGGUACGAUGGACAACCCCAUGGGUCGUUGCAGGAGUUGUUCAGAAGUGUUUCUAGAGACCCAACUACGAUUGUCAAGAGCAGACUUGCCGGCUUUCGUGAAAAGUUUCUAGCUUGGAUGACCCAACAUAAAUGGAACGAAAAGUCCGCCGUUGCAAAGUACGAUAUGAUUGAGGCUGUUUAUUAUCGUUUGUUGGAAAACAUCGUAAGGGUCGAACAAAGACGCCACCAUCAAAACAUGAUUUGGCAGCUUUGUAGCGAGGAUAUGUUCAACAAAACACUCCUGGUGUGCAGUGCCGAAAUAGUUAUCUAUGCGCACAAUCUACAGCAGAACUUUUCUUGGAUAUUGAAGGCCUUCGAGAUGCCUCCCUUUAUUUUUUAUCGUAUUAUCGAAAUGAUAAUUUUGAACCACCAAGAUUUGCUGACGCGGGACGUCAUCAAACAUCUGACGAUCGUUGAAGAACAAUGCUUAGAAUCACUAAGUUGGACUAGUUCAUCGCCUCUGUGGACAACGAUGCAGAAAAUCAAUUACACCGUUCCAACAGCACAAGAAGUGGAAUCCUCGACGGAUUUAUCUGGUAUAACUCCGCACAAACCGGGUGAUAGCGCUGUGAAGAUAAACGAUCAACUGAAAAACGAGGCAACACCUUCAACUUCAACGGCUACUUCGUCAACUGGGACGGUUAUCAGGAAGGUUCCAAACCCAGAUUCAGCUAAAAAACGGCUGUUUGGUCUUGAUGAAGAUCGAAACAGUGCUGCAGAUUCUUCCCAAACUCCCAAAAAGCAAAACUCUCAACAAUCAAAUGAAACCCUCGGCCCACGCAAUUUGAAUCAACCGUUUGCAUCGACACUGGAUUUCAACUCACCGCUGAAGCUACCGGUUCCGAAUGGAUCCUUGUCAAAACGACGACCCGGGGAGAGCUCUUUGAAACUGUUCUUCCGAAAGUUCUACACAAUUGCGGCUGUGCGUAUGAUGCAUCUGUGCGCAAAUUUGAACCUCACAUCUCUAGACAUCCAGAAACAGAUUUGGACCAUUUUCGAGCGCUCGAUCGUAAACUUCUCGGCAGAGCUGAUGCGUGAUCGACACUUGGACCAAAUGCUCAUGUGUGCCAUCUACGUGUUCGUCAAGGUGCGCAGGCGCAACAUCACAUUCACCGAAAUCAUGAGAUGCUACCGUUGCCAGCCGCAAUCGAGCAGCCAUGUCUAUCGGAGUGUGUUUAUGAGACGGGUGAACCCGGAACAGGAGCAAGAGCGCCAGCAACAACAAAGUGGGGCCAGUGGCAAUCGUAACGAAGAGGGUCAUCGAGUAAAUCCGAAUGAUUUGGCCGGCAUUUCGGUUCAGCACGGAGAAGAGGAACGUGGUGAUAUUAUUCGCUUCUACAACAAUGUCUACGUUCAGCUGAUGCAAGAAUUUGCGAUGCAGUUCAACAACGCCGAAGAACAUUCCUUGGUGCUUUCACCGCCUCCGAGAGGUCGCAGCCUCAUGCUUUCGCCAAGACAAAUAGAUGCACGAAUUCCACUGUACGUCAAUCCGAUGGACCGCAGAAACGGAGACAGGAAAGAGUCGCCCAACUCAAUCACGUAUAAAUUUCACUGCAGUCCUGCUAAGGAUUUGGAACGCAUAAAUCACAUCGUAAGGACCCCGGAUCUGGCCACCUGCAAGCGCAGUCUCACCGACCCUGACUCGUACGACCCGCCGGGAUUGGUUGGCAUAUCCAAGCGUAUGCGCAAUGGUAAAAAGCUGGACCGGCUUAUCUCGGACCGGCAACAACAAGAAAACGGAGACUCGACAACGAAUCAAUCUUAGUGAGAGACUGAUUAGAAUUGCUGUAUUCUAAUUCUCCAGUCAUCAGACUAAAUCUAUAUAUUUCCGAUCACGAUCACCAUAUUUAAGCAGGAGCCUAGCGUUUAAGGACACUGGGUAAUGAAAUAACCCGUUUGUUUUUUUUUUCUUUUUUUUUUCGUUGAAAUUCAACAUGCUUUAGAAUAGUAAGAAAAUAGAACAACCGACAAAAUUAAAAAUUGUGAAGAAUUUAGACCAUUUUAGAUAAAUUUGCAUGAUUUUCUGUAUCCUUAGUAGAUGACUACGAUAAUCUAAAAAUACAUAUUUUAACCUUAUUGCUAUUUUUAAAAACUAAUGCGCAAAUGUCACCCCACAUUUAACGAGAAUGGUUCUUCGCACCUGUAAUUCGACCACGGUUUUCAAAAUGUUUAUGGAUCUCAAAAUCGGGUCUUGCAGUGUCUUUUUAAGUGAAUUUAUCUGUUAAUUUAUUUAUUCUUAUUUAGUGAGAUCGUAUUCAAAUGUUCAAAUGUAUUUUCUCUACAUUGGAAGACUCGUUUCCCGCGGCGAAUCUGGGAUCGUUCUGUCCCGGGUAGCACAUUAUUUUAAUGCUAUUACAGUUACCUCAUUAUUCCCGGUCUCGAUAAAAUUAGUACCGGGAGUAAUUGGUGAUCAAUAUAAGGCGGCCCAUCAAAACGUUUCCCAUUUGUUCACGGAUGAUUACAAUUAAAAAUGGUUAGGAACCUUCUUUCUGCCUCAAAAUUAACUAUCUUAAUAGUUCGAAUAAUCGGUGCGAUGGCUUUCCGAGGGGUGGUAUUUAUUCAGCAAAAUUCGUGAUCGUGAUCGUGUUUUUUUCGGUUGGCAUUUUGGCAACCAAAGAAGUGUAGUAAAUGAUAAUCAAAGUCAAAUAUUUAACAAAUACUUACUAUACAUAUAUUUUUCGUUAAUCUUAACUUUUAACAAGUUAACAUUAUAUUAUUCUAUUUUAACGCAACACAACACAACACAAAAAUAUAUAUCGAAUACAAUAUUCUCCCAUGUAA